CCAUCUGAUUCCAUACUUCUAGACACAACCAGAUAGAACUAACUCUUGUCACGUGUCUCUUAGAAAAUUAAAGUGGACCGUGAUUAAAUAUUAUUUAUUUACAAAUUGUGUAAUGCCAAGUGGCUUUGUGAUCGAUCCAGGAUUUUGAUGUUUUACUAUCGCGCAAUCACUAUGAAGAUUCUUAUUUUCUUAGGGUUUGCAACGAUGGUUUGUGCACAGUAUAAUAGAUACCCGUAUAAUCCUGAUUAUUAUGGUCGACGUUUUGCUAUACUGCGACAGACGCAAAAUUCUUCUCCGGAUGGAUCAUAUUCUUACAGUUAUGAUACAGAAAAUGGUAUAUCUGUAGCAGAACAAGGUACACCCAAGUUUAUUGGACCGAAUCAAAUUGAAUCAGUUCGAGGACAAUUUAGUUACACUGCACCGGAUGGCACACCGAUUUUGCUUACUUAUACUGCUGACGAAAAUGGUUUUCUACCAAAUGGUGCUCAUUUACCAACACCACCUCCAAUACCAGUAGCGAUACAACGUGCUUUGGCUCAUAAUGCAGCUCAUCCUGAAGAAGAAGAACCUUAUAGAAGAUACUGAUGAACGUAAAACAUGUUUUAACUCUCUAAGGAAGCUCUAGUAACAUAAAUGGAAUAAUACAACAUAGAUAUGAAGAAAGAUUUUCAAAACCUUAAACGAUCAUACUUGAUAAAUCUUUAAUAAAUCUUCAAAUAUAUAAGAUGUGUUAUAAUUCAUAUUCAAAUUCACUUUCAAAAAUUUUUACAUAAUAUUUUUAAUAUUAUUUUAUUUAAUUUUUCAUGCAAAAUUUUAAAUUUUAUGUUAUAUAAUAUUUUUUUAUAUUUGGAAAUUAUAUAUUUUAUAGUCAUAAAAUACAAAUGAAAAAUAGUUAGUUAUUAUUAUAUGUGGAUUAUAAUAUAGUAAAAUAUGAUAUUUAAUAUAAAAAAUUAUGACAUACAUAUAAAUUCACAUAACAUAUAAAUUCACAUAAAUUUAUAUUAGUUUAUUAUCCGUUCGUAUAAAUAUGUCCACUUCGUUUGACAAUUCGCGUAAGAAUGAAAAUUCGGGCAUGUGGCGGUCGCGUACAAUAAUAAUAAUAGAUUUAAUAAUAAUAGAUUCGGAAAAAAAUAAUUUUUAAUGAUUUUUAAUAUAAUGUUUUAAAAAUACUUAUAAAAAUAAUCACAUAUUUUAUAAUUAAAAUAAUAAUACUUAAAAAUAUUAUGUUCUAGAAAAAUUGUUAUAUGCAAAGAUAUAUAGAAAUAUUUUCUUAUCAAUUCACAUUAUAAAUUAUAAACGUUUUCAUAAGUAUUUAUUAAACUUUAAUAUUUAAAUAAAAAAUUGUAGAAAUUUUUUUAUGAUUUUAUGAAAUUUUAUAAGAAAUUUUAUAAGAUCUUGUACUUCAAAAAAUACUUGAAAAAUUAUAAAUUGAUUCAAAUAUCUUUUUUAUUUUUAUGUUGUAUUGUCUGAUAUGAUUUUAAUCUACUGAUCAUAUUGACUUUAUUUAAAUGCCUGCCACAAGAACUAUAUUUUAUUGUAUGUUGCUUUAUAAAUCCUAAUACAAGAAGACUAAUUUUAAUAAAUAUAUAUUUUUCAUACCCUUCAAUUUUAUUUACAUUACAUUAUUUUUUUGCACAUGACAAAAAUUACUUUUGUAAGUGUAAUAUUUUUUAUAUAUAUGGACCAACAAAUGUGCAAUGAAAUGAAAAAAAUAUGCGAAAAAGAAUACAUAAAUACGAAUAUUAUUUUAUACUUUGCUAUAUCUUAUAUUUUGUUAUAAUGUGUAUUAUGUAUGUAUAAAUAUAUUAAUGUGAAUAUCACA
Apis cerana (Asiatic honeybee) is the source of this 1822-nucleotide messenger RNA. Its product is annotated as endocuticle structural glycoprotein SgAbd-2. The record is from RefSeq and is a predicted model, not a curated record. Gene Ontology annotation, cellular component: chitin-based extracellular matrix. Lineage: Eukaryota; Metazoa; Arthropoda; Insecta; Hymenoptera; Apidae. Gene Ontology annotation, molecular function: structural constituent of chitin-based larval cuticle.